AUGAAGGUUGUUCUUGGGGUGUUUUUGGGGUGCCUGGUGCUGGUGCUCCCCUCUGCAGCCCUUCCCAGAAAGGGGAGCACUGGGGAAAGGAGUUCCCCAAUUAACCGGCUGGAGCUGAGCGUGUCGGAGGAGCUGGGACUUGAGGCAGAGGAGAGGAAGGGAGAAAACACCAGUUUACAGGAAAGAGCGAGACCCAGCUCGGUGGUAAGAUCAAGGAUGACUCGUGGGACUCACCUCUUCUCCAAGCCUGACCCAGGAGCAAAGUGCCUGCAGGGGAUGGCUGAGGGUGGGGACAUCGGCUGGUCCCGGCACCCGUGGCCGCUCGGGGGGCUGGAAGGACCAGUGUGUAGGGUGAAGAUGGAGCAGGACGGGCUGACCCCAAAGCACCUGGAUGUUGUGGGUGUUCUCACCCACUAUGAAAGCAACUUCAUCAAGCUGUUGAGACAACGCACCAACUGGGAUGAAAACUAUCUGGAGACCUUCGGGCUCUGCCCGGCCGGGGAGGUGGGUGCUGCUCUCCAUCCCCUGAAGCACAUCCACGCUCACGUGCUGGAGCCGGGGCAGGACCGAUUCCUCGUGCUGCAUCUGGAGGAAGUGCAGUGGGGAGCCCAGUCCCGGCUCUGGUUCAAACUGGUUUUCCAGGCAGAGCUGGGCCGGGCGCUGGGAGAGCUGCGUUCUGCCCUCCUGCUCUUCUACCCGGGC
Molecule: messenger RNA, 702 nt
Organism: Antrostomus carolinensis (chuck-will's-widow)
Lineage: Eukaryota; Metazoa; Chordata; Aves; Caprimulgiformes; Caprimulgidae
Gene: AMH
Product: anti-Mullerian hormone
Exons: 2
Biological process (GO): gonad development; Mullerian duct regression
Molecular function (GO): growth factor activity
Source: RefSeq, a predicted model, not a curated record